AUGGGGAUAUCUUCGGUCCUCAUCGGCGCACUCUCCAAAAUGUCGAUUCGGUCUCCAACCGAGAUUCAGGCUGCUUGUGUGCCACCUUUAUUGCAAGGCGAGGAUUGCAUAGGGAAUGCGAAGACUGGCUCGGGAAAGACAAUAGCCUUCGCCCUUCCUAUCCUUCAAAAGUUGUCGCUCGACCCUUAUGGCAUCUUUGCGUUGGUCUUGACACCAACAAGAGAACUGGCUUUCCAAAUAGCCGACCAGUUCGCAGUCCUUGGUGCAUCUCUAAAUCUACGGACAGCGGUGGUCGUAGGAGGGAUGGACAUGAUGGCGCAGGCUCUGGAGCUCGGGCAAAGGCCACACGUCGUCGUCGCCACUCCAGGGCGGAUCGUAGACCUCCUGAGAAGCUGUUCUGGAGAGUGGGAUCUGUCAAGAGUCAAGUUUCUGGUGCUUGAUGAAGCGGACCGCUUGCUCACCGAAUCAUUCGCGCCCGAGCUCUCGUAUCUGUUCGAAGUGCUGCCGAAAGAACGACAAACCUCCCUCUUCACGGCUACGUUGACACCGGCGGUGGAACGAAUAGCAGAAGCUCCUCCAAAAUCUGGAAAGCAGAAAGCAUUCAUCCACAGGAUGUCUACUACCGUCGAGACGGUGGAUACCCUCAAGCAGCACUACAUCCUCGUCCCCUCCCAUGUCCGGGAAUCCUACCUCUACUACCUCCUCUGCAACCCUCCCGAGUCCAUUCUCCACCUCCGUGUCGCCCCGCCCGAGCCCUCCAAGCCCUCCAAACACAAACCCUCCAAAAAAUCCAAGUCCAGAAAAUCCUCCUCCUCCUCCGAUGACGCCCCGCCCCAGCCCCCGCCCACGAUCGUCUUCUGCACGCGCCCGCGCACCGCCGCGUUCCUCACCGCGCUCCUCCAGAGCCUCCGCAUCCGCACCGCGGCGCUGCACUCGCGCCUGCCGCAGCGCGCGCGCCUCGCCUCGCUCGCGCUCUUCCGCGCCGGCGCCGUCCCCGUGCUCGUCGCGACGGACGUCGGCGCGCGCGGGCUCGACGUCCCCGCUGUCGCGCUCGUCGUCAACUGGGACGUGCCCGCCGGCGCGGAGGAGUACACGCACCGCGUCGGCCGCACCGCGCGCGCGGGCCGCGGCGGCGUCGCGGUCAGCUUCGUCACCGAGCGCGACGAGGAGCGCGUGCUCGCCGUCGAGGGGCGCAUCGGCACGAAGCUGGAAGAGAUGACGCUGCCCGAGAGCAAGGUGCUCGAGCACCUCAACGCGGUCUCGACCGCGAAGCGGCUCGCGAACAUGGAGCUGCACGACUCGGACUUCGGCCGGCGCGAGGAGGUGCACAGACUCAAGAACGCUAGGCGCGCCGCGGACCUCGGGCUCGAGCGUGGCCCGUCCACCGAGUACGCGUCCGCGGUGCUCUGA
Messenger RNA from Epithele typhae, 1410 nucleotides. RefSeq names its product DEAD-domain-containing protein. Gene Ontology annotation, molecular function: nucleic acid binding; ATP binding. The record is from RefSeq and is a predicted model, not a curated record. NCBI's taxonomy places the organism in Eukaryota, Fungi, Basidiomycota, Agaricomycetes, Polyporales, Epitheliaceae. The coding region runs from base 1 to 1410 and encodes 469 amino acids. The transcript is spliced from 7 exons.